CCAUUUGGAGAAAGGUGCAGGGGAGACGGGGGGGCUAGAGAACAUGGUAAGUUUCCAUUUGCUCGAAUUUCAGAUCCUGAGCAGCUUUAUUCUCACCUGAGGGCGCAGUCGUGCACCCCUAGUUUGACGAUGGAAAUAUUAAUGGCAGAACUUGCCUGACCAGCGCCAGGAGAGUGUAGAGUGAGGCGUGGAAAGGACCGUGCGGCCCCUUUAAGUAUUCUCCGCCCGGGAGGAGAGGGAGGAAACUGGGAGCCGAGGGGACAGCGGGGAAAACCCACAAGCAAUUGAGCCAGAGACUGAGCAACGUGAGAGCAGAAACUUCAGACGCUGAUCCCGGCGUAGCUCGGGUGAGCCGCGGCUGCCGUCGCUCUCACCCGCUGCAGCAUCCUCCUCGCCCCUUGCCGCCGCCGCGGGGAGCCUGAGGAGCCAGGAGCCGCCGCGAGCCAGGGGUGCGGGCAGCCACCCCUAGGAAGUUUGGGCUCCUGCGUCCCAGCAGCAGAGUUUAGGGUGCUCUGCGCGCGCGCGCCCCAGAGGGCUAGGGGCCCGAGGCCAUGGUGGGCGUCGUGCGGGGCUGCAGCUGGAGGCGCCCAAAAGGCGUGCGUGUGACCGCAGACCUGCUGCUGUCCCCAGUGCCCUCCGCAUCCCCCAAGUGAUGGGAACAAGGGCCUGCCGAGGCAGCCGCUGUCGCCACACCGCCCCCUCUCUCGCACCCUGCGCUCGGAGUCACCCAGGCACAACUCGGACACCCCGCGCCCGUCCUCCGGAGCUGCUGCCUCUGCCUUGGCUGCCGUCGCCGCUGCCGCGGGUGGCCAAUUGCUGACUGGGCUCGCCUGUAGACGGAGAAGCACUUUUUGGCUCUCCCUAGUCCGUUCUCACACCCCAACUUUGCCGCCGCCGCGCCUGCCCUCGCCGUGGCGCUCGGGCGCACAGUGUGGGGGCGCACGCCGGGAGGCUCGGGAAGACGGUGGAGGCAGGAAACGGCACAACUGCUCUUCUGCUUCGACUCUUUGUUGUUGGUUUUGGAUGGUCCCUACAAGGGGCCGAGCCUCCUUGGAAACCCCGGGGCCAGAGAAGGCAAACCUUGGAAUUUUUAGUCUGCAAAGGACUCUGAGAUAUUGACAAGCGUCCGGAAGGUUCGACGAGUAAUUGCUCUGGAAACUCCUGGCGGAUGGACUCACGUUGCUUAUAUUAAGCCUUUGUGUGUAGUGUGUGUGGUGUGUGGCUUCAUAAAUUUGGGGACCCCAUUUCUACACUCUCCUCUUGGCAUGAGACUGUAUACAGGAUCCACCCGAGGACAAUGAUCGCGGAGCCUGCUCACUUUUACCUCUUUGGAUUAAUAUGUCUCUGUUCAGGCUCCCGUCUUCGUCAGGAAGAUUUUCCACCUCGUAUUGUUGAACACCCUUCAGAUUUAAUUGUCUCAAAAGGAGAACCUGCAACUUUGAACUGUAAAGCUGAAGGACGCCCCACACCCACUAUUGAAUGGUACAAAGGGGGCGAGAGAGUGGAGACAGACAAAGAUGACCCUCGUUCUCACCGAAUGUUGCUGCCAAGUGGAUCUUUAUUUUUCCUACGUAUAGUACAUGGGCGAAAAAGUAGGCCCGAUGAAGGGGUGUACGUCUGCGUGGCAAGGAAUUACCUCGGAGAGGCUGUGAGCCACAACGCGUCGCUGGAGGUAGCUAUUCUGCGGGAUGACUUCAGACAGAACCCUUCCGACGUCAUGGUGGCAGUGGGAGAGCCUGCAGUGAUGGAAUGCCAGCCUCCGCGAGGCCAUCCGGAACCCACCAUUUCAUGGAAGAAAGAUGGCUCUCCGCUGGAUGAUAAAGAUGAAAGAAUAACUAUACGAGGAGGAAAGCUCAUGAUUACUUACACCCGAAAGAGUGAUGCUGGCAAAUAUGUUUGUGUUGGUACCAACAUGGUUGGGGAACGUGAGAGUGAAGUAGCAGAGCUAACUGUUUUAGAGAGACCAUCGUUUGUGAAGAGGCCUAGUAACUUGGCAGUGACAGUGGAUGAUAGUGCGGAAUUUAAAUGUGAGGCCCGAGGAGACCCUGUGCCUACAGUAAGAUGGAGGAAAGAUGAUGGAGAGCUGCCUAAAUCCAGAUAUGAAAUUCGAGACGAUCAUACCUUGAAAAUUCGGAAGGUCGUGGCUGGUGAUAUGGGGUCAUACACUUGUGUUGCAGAAAAUAUGGUUGGAAAAGCUGAAGCCUCAGCUACUCUGACUGUACAAGUUGGGUCUGAACCUCCACAUUUUGUUGUCAAACCCCGGGAUCAGGUUGUUGCCAUGGGACGAACUGUGACUUUCCAGUGUGAAGCGACUGGAAACCCUCAACCAGCUAUUUUUUGGAGGAGAGAGGGGAGUCAGAACCUGCUUUUCUCAUAUCAGCCACCACAGUCAUCCAGCCGGUUUUCUGUGUCCCAGACUGGUGACCUCACUAUUACUAAUGUCCAGCGAUCUGAUGUUGGUUAUUAUAUCUGCCAGACCUUAAAUGUUGCUGGAAGUAUCAUCACAAAAGCAUAUUUGGAAGUUACUGACGUGAUUGCAGACCGGCCUCCCCCAGUCAUUCGACAAGGUCCUGUGAAUCAGACUGUAGCAGUGGAUGGCACUUUAGUCCUCAGCUGUGUGGCCACAGGCAGUCCAGUGCCCACGAUUCUGUGGAGAAAGGAUGGAGUCCUUGUUUCAACCCAGGAUUCUCGAAUCAAACAACUGGAGACUGGCGUGCUGCAGAUCCGAUAUGCUAAGCUGGGUGACACUGGUCGGUAUACCUGCAUUGCAUCCACCCCUAGUGGUGAAGCAACAUGGAGUGCAUACAUUGAAGUUCAAGAAUUCGGAGUUCCAGUUCAGCCUCCAAGACCCACUGACCCAAAUUUAAUCCCCAGUGCCCCCUCAAAACCUGAAGUUACAGAUGUCAGCAGAAACACAGUAACAUUGUCAUGGCAACCGAAUUUGAAUUCAGGUGCAACUCCAACAUCUUAUAUAAUAGAAGCCUUCAGCCAUGCAUCUGGUAGCAGCUGGCAGACCGUAGCAGAGAACGUGAAAACAGAAACAUUUGCCAUUAAAGGACUCAAACCUAAUGCGAUUUACCUUUUCCUUGUGAGGGCAGCUAAUGCGUAUGGAAUUAGUGAUCCAAGCCAGAUAUCAGAUCCAGUGAAAACACAAGAUGUCCCACCAACAAGUCAGGGAGUGGAUCACAAGCAGGUCCAGAGAGAGCUGGGAAAUGUUGUCCUGCACCUCCACAAUCCUACCAUUCUUUCCUCCUCUUCAAUUGAAGUGCACUGGACAGUAGACCAACAGUCUCAGUAUAUUCAAGGCUAUAAAAUCCUCUAUCGGCCAUCUGGAGCCAGCCAUGGUGAAUCGGAGUGGCUGGUUUUUGAUGUGAGGACCCCAACCAAAAAUAGUGUGGUUAUCCCUGAACUCAGAAAGGGAGUCAAUUAUGAAAUUAAGGCCCGCCCUUUCUUUAAUGAAUUUCAGGGAGCAGACAGUGAAAUUAAGUUUGCCAAAACCCUGGAAGAAGCACCCAGUGCCCCACCCCAAAGUGUAACGGUGUCAAAGAAUGAUGGAAAUGGGACUGCAAUUCUUGUUACUUGGCAGCCACCUCCAGAAGACACUCAAAAUGGAAUGGUCCAAGAGUACAAGGUUUGGUGUCUGGGCAAUGAAACCCGAUACCAUAUAAACAAGUCGGUGGAUGGUUCCACCUUUUCUGUGGUCAUUCCGUCUCUGGUUCCAGGGAUCCGAUAUAGUGUGGAAGUGGCAGCCAGCACAGGAGCUGGGCCUGGGGUGAAGAGCGAGCCACAGUUCAUCCAGUUAGAUUCUCAUGGAAACCCUGUAUCACCUGAGGAUCAAGUCAGCCUCGCUCAGCAGAUUUCAGAUGUUGUGAAGCAGCCGGCCUUCAUAGCAGGUAUCGGGGCGGCCUGUUGGAUCAUCCUUAUGGUCUUUAGCAUCUGGCUUUAUCGACACCGGAAGAAGAGGAACGGACUUACUAGUACUUACGCGGGUAUCAGAAAAGUAACUUAUCAGAGAGGAGGCGAAGCUGUGAGCAGUGGAGGGAGACCAGGACUUCUCAACAUCAGUGAACCCGCUGCGCAGCCCUGGCUGGCAGACACGUGGCCUAAUACUGGCAACAAUCACAACGACUGCUCCAUCAAUUGCUGCACAGCAGGCAACGGGAACAGCGAUAGCAACCUGACGACCUACAGUCGGCCAGCUGAUUGUAUAGCAAAUUAUAACAACCAACUGGAUAACAAACAAACAAAUCUGAUGCUCCCUGAGUCAAGUGUUUAUGGUGAUGUGGACCUUAGUAACAAAAUCAAUGAGAUGAAAACCUUCAAUAGCCCAAAUCUGAAGGACGGGCGUUUUGUCAAUCCAUCAGGGCAGCCCACUCCUUAUGCCACCACGCAGCUCAUCCAGUCCAACCUCAGCAAUAACAUGAACAAUGGCAGUGGGGAUUCGAGCGAGAAGCACUGGAAACCGUCCGGACAGCAGAAACAAGAAGUGGCACCAAUUCAAUAUAACAUCAUGGAGCAAAACAAAUUGAAUAAAGAUUAUCGAGCAAAUGACACCAUUCCUCCAACUAUCCCAUACAACCAGGCAUAUGACCAGAAUACAGGAGGGUCUUACAACAGUUCAGACCGAGGCAGUAGUACCUCUGGGAGUCAAGGGCACAAGAAAGGGGCAAGGACACCCAAAGUACCAAAACAGGGUGGCAUGAACUGGGCAGACCUGCUCCCACCUCCCCCAGUGCAUCCUCCUCCACAUAGCAAUAGUGAAGAGUACAACGUAUCUGUGGAUGAAAGUUAUGACCAAGAAAUGCCAUGCCCUGUGCCACCAGCAAGGAUGUAUUUGCAACAAGAUGAACUAGAAGAGGAGGAAGAUGAACGUGGCCCCACACCCCCAGUGAGAGGAGCAGCUUCUUCUCCAGCGGCCGUGUCCUAUAGCCAUCAGUCCACUGCCACUCUGACACCCUCCCCACAGGAAGAACUCCAGCCCAUGUUACAGGACUGCCCAGAGGAGAUUGGCCACAUGCAGCACCAGCCCGACCGGAGACGGCAGCCCGUGAGCCCUCCUCCACCCCCUCGGCCAAUUUCCCCACCGCAUACCUACGGCUACAUUUCAGGACCCCUUGUCUCAGAUAUGGAUACGGAUGCGCCAGAAGAGGAAGAAGACGAAGCCGACAUGGAAGUAGCCAAGAUGCAAACCAGAAGGCUUUUGUUACGUGGGCUUGAGCAGACCCCUGCCUCCAGUGUCGGGGACCUAGAGAGCUCUGUCACCGGGUCCAUGAUCAAUGGCUGGGGCUCAGCCUCAGAGGAGGACAACAUUUCAAGUGGACGCUCCAGUGUUAGCUCUUCUGAUGGCUCCUUCUUCACCGAUGCUGAUUUUGCCCAGGCAGUCGCAGCAGCAGCCGAGUAUGCAGGUCUGAAAGUGGCACGACGUCAAAUGCAGGACGCUGCCGGCCGCCGACAUUUUCACUCAUCUCAGUGCCCUAGACCCACAAGUCCUGUAUCUACGGACAGCAACAUGAGCGCUGCUGUAAUGCAGAAGGCCAGACCAGCCAAGAAACAAAAGCACCAGCCAGGACAUCUGCGCAGAGAGGCUUACACAGAUGAUCUUCCACCCCCUCCGGUGCCACCACCUGCUAUAAAAUCACCCACUGUUCAAUCCAAGGCACAACUGGAGGUGCGGCCUGUAAUGGUGCCAAAACUCCCUCCUGUAGAAGCAAGAACAGACAGGUCAUCAGAUCGAAAAGGAGGCAGCUACAAGGGGAGAGAAGUAUUGGAUGGAAGACAAGUUGCUGACAUGCGAACAAAUCCAGGUGAUCUUAGAGAAGCACAAGAACAGCAAAAUGAUGGGAAAGGACGAGGAAACAAGGCAGCAAAACGAGACCUUCCACCAGCAAAGACUCAUCUCAUCCAAGAGGAUAUCCUACCCUACUGUAGACCUACUUUUCCAACAUCAAAUAAUCCCAGAGAUCCCAGUUCCUCAAGCUCAAUGUCAUCUAGAGGAUCAGGAAGCAGACAAAGAGAACAAGCAAAUGUAGGUCGAAGAAACAUUGCAGAAAUGCAAGUUCUCGGAGGUUAUGAAAGAGGAGAAGAUAAUAAUGAAGAACUAGAGGAAACUGAAAGCUGAAGACAACCACAGAGGCUUGCGAAAUCUAAUGUGAAAAUGAUCACUCAAGAUGCCUCUUGUCUGAUGACACGUGAUGCCAGAUAAAAUGUUCAGUGCAAUCCGAGUGUACAAAUUGUCGUUUUUAUUCCUCUUAUUGGUAUACCCUUUUUAAAGAUUUUAUUGGGGUUUUAUUGUUGUUGUUUGCUCCCUGUCCCUAAAGAACCUCCCUAACCCUCCCUUGCUGUUGGAACACACCAUCAUUCCUUACUGCCAGCAAGGGAAGUUUUUUGAUUCUAUGCUUCAGUCAUUGGCCAGCAGGAGAGAACAAAACAGUUCUUUUGCAUUUUGCCCCUGAGAUAUGGCAUUGCACUGCUUAGAUACUUUACAGCAAAAUAUUGAUCAAAGACACAAAGUUGAUCAAUCAACCUCAUGCCAAGGGCUCUUAAAGUAUAAUCUUUCUAUAACCAAGUGCUAAAGCAAAUUAAAACAUGCUUCAUUUUUAACAUGAUUUUUAAAAAAAAAAAAAAUUGCUCUUUCCUACCACCCUUUGCUGGGAAAAGCUAAAAAACACAGCAAACGCAGAACCACCACCACCGAUUUUAACGGGGUAGAACACAUUGUAAAUAUAUACUCCUUGCAGACCCCGGUGGUACUUUAUUUUGUGUUCAUUUCACUCAUUGAAGUGUAUUCUUAUUGGAAAUGUACUUUUGCAUAAGUAGGGGUAAGCCAGUUGGAUCUCUGGUUAUCUAGUCAUUGUCAUAAGUAAGCUUAGCAAAAACUUUGCUCUAUUUUUCAAUCAAAAAGCAAUUAUAAAUGCGUAUUACAAGCAAAUGGAUGUUUUUAAUGCCCAAUUGAAUAAGGACAUCCCUAUCUUAACUGGCCCAAAUUUCUUCUGGUAGUGUCAGUUCACCUUUCAGAAGUGCCGCUUAAGGAAGUUUCUUUGAUUUUUGUUUUUGUAAUGCACUGUUUUUAAUCUUUUUUUUUUUUAUUUUUUGGUUUUAAAAGCACAAUCACUAAACUUUAUUUGUAAACCAUUGUAACUAUUAACCUUUUUUGUCUUAUUGAAAAAAUGUUGAGAAGCGUUUUUAACCUGUUUUGUUAAUGCUGUAUGUUUGUAUUUGGAAUAUUUGAAUGAUGACAGAUGGUGAAGUAACGUGCAUACUUAUUGUGGUCCAUAACCCGAACGGUUCUUACUUUUCCUGGACUUAAAGGAAAAAAAAAAAAAGUUCAAGUUUGUUUUGGCCGAAGUCAAACUUACAAGAUUGUCUUAGAAGUGCAAAUAGAGGCAUUACUUGCUUUGAAUUGCCAAAUGAUACCCUCUGACUGUAGAUUUUUAUGAUCCGUUUUUUUUGUCAUUAUAUAAAUUUCAUUGACUUUAUAAUUGGUGCUAUUUGAAGAAAAAAAAUGUACAUUUAUUCAUACACAGAUAUGAGGCCUGGCCCCACUGGAAAACAAAGCCAAACAAAACUGAACCACAAAAAAAAAAGGCUGGUGUUCACCAAAAACUAAAUGUGUUCAUUUAGAUAAUUUGAAAAAGUUACAUAGAAAAGCUGUUCAGUACUAAGGGAACAAUCCAUGUGAUUAAUGUUUUCAUUAUGUUCAUGUAAGAAGCCUCUUAUUUUUAGCCAUAAUUUUGCAUACUGAGAAUCCAAUAAUCAGAAAAGUAAUUUUGUCACAUUAUUUAUUAAAAAUGUUCUCAUUCUUC
Messenger RNA from Loxodonta africana (African savanna elephant), 7802 nucleotides. It is a transcript of the gene ROBO1, whose product is annotated as roundabout guidance receptor 1. Bases 1298 to 6118 code for a protein of 1606 amino acids. NCBI's taxonomy places the organism in Eukaryota, Metazoa, Chordata, Mammalia, Proboscidea, Elephantidae. The transcript has 29 exons. The record is from RefSeq and is a predicted model, not a curated record. Gene Ontology annotation, molecular function: protein binding; axon guidance receptor activity. Gene Ontology annotation, biological process: cell-cell adhesion; axon midline choice point recognition; Roundabout signaling pathway.